Xiphias gladius (swordfish) is the source of this 1451-nucleotide messenger RNA. RefSeq lists its product as uncharacterized. Lineage: Eukaryota; Metazoa; Chordata; Actinopteri; Istiophoriformes; Xiphiidae. The record is from RefSeq and is a predicted model, not a curated record. Bases 225 to 932 code for a protein of 235 amino acids. The transcript has 5 exons.
UACAAGAGCAGCAGCAGCAUAAAGCAAAGCCUGUCAAAUGACUGAGAACUGGAAAAGAAAGUGAGAGGAAGAGAAACACGAUCGACUCCCAACAACUGACUGCAAGUCAACAAAGGAGUUUGGUUUUCCAAGCAAGUCUCCCGGUCAAACCAGGGCAUGUACACUUAAACUGUACUGAGGAAGUACAACCAACCUUUGAGAAACCAGCACUGUUACUGUCAGACAUGCAUAACUAUCUCCUCAGUGCCAUUAGCUGUCUUUGCAUUCUUCCUACUGGUCUCGGUGCUGAGGAAUGCAGCCAGGUUGUUCUGGCAAAACGUGAUGUAUUUUAUGUACCAGAAGGGGGCAGUCUGUCUCUCUCCUGUGUGGUCCAGCACUGUGGCGACACCUGGACAGGGAACUGGAUGUGGAGAAAUUCAACAGAUGAAUUGUUCAGCACCAUUGAAAACUCUGCAAGGCACCGUUUGACCAAUGUGAAUCUCUCAGUAAAUGAAACUCGCCUAGAUUUGAAUUUCCUAAGAGUCAUCCAAUUAGAUGAAGGCUCCUAUGGAUGCACGGUUACAUGGGGUCAAGGUGACACUGAUCAGGGACAUCUGAUGUAUGUGAACAUCACUGCAGCUGUCCCCUCUCAGAGGAAUUUGUUGCACAGGGUUUUGGUCUAUGCCGGUGCCUUUCUUUGUCUUCCCCUCAUUCUGGGAUUAGCUUGUUGUCUGAGCCCAGUACCGCAGAAACGUAGCACUUCUUCUCAUAAAGCUCCCCCCAAGUUCCAGCAGGAGGUUGAGGUGGUGUAUGCAGACAUUUCCAAGGAUGCACUGAGGCAACAGAGAGCCACCAGAGAGUCUGCCCAGUCCACUGUGUACUCAUCCGUAAAAUUUCCCUUACUGCAAUCGAAGCAGAGUGGAAGUGAAGAGUUGUCUGCUCGGAGUACAUAAUAUAGUAUAUUUUGUGGGAUACUGCUCGAUCCUAGACGUUUUCAGGAAACAUAUGACUUGGACUCAUGGAGCCUCGGAGCUUCUCACUUUCAGGACUGCAUUUCCUAAUAAAUAUUUGACUAUUCAUCAUUCUUGAGCUUAAGACUUCACCUGCGCAUUGUGAAAAAUCUUUAAAGCAGAGGAAAAAAGAAGAUACAGCUUUGUUUUUUUGUAGUUUUUUAUCAAUGUCUAUAGACUCCCCUGAUUACACUGUGAUAUGGAAGUAGUGACUGUUUUAAUUAUGGAGAUGAGAGAAGUGCCAAAACUCCUUCAUAUGCAGGUAGCAUAUAGGACAGCAAGUGGAGGACAUAAUGAGGAGAUAUCGCAGUAUACCAGCUGAACCAGGCUGAGGUGCUUGUUAAUUCACAUAAAAUAUUAAAGUACUGGCAGAAAUACCCCUAUAUUGAGCUGUAAGCUUGCAAGGUUAGUGUGAGAUUGUAAAAGAAGGGAAAACACAUAAAUGACACAAAAUACAACAUU